Diorhabda carinulata is the source of this 610-nucleotide messenger RNA. RefSeq names its product splicing factor 3B subunit 6 (gene Sf3b6). The coding region runs from base 115 to 480 and encodes 121 amino acids. The transcript has 2 exons. Lineage: Eukaryota; Metazoa; Arthropoda; Insecta; Coleoptera; Chrysomelidae. Gene Ontology annotation, cellular component: nucleus; cytoplasm; ribonucleoprotein complex. The record is from RefSeq and is a predicted model, not a curated record. Gene Ontology annotation, molecular function: mRNA binding.
UUUACUGUCAAAGUCAACUAGUUAUAAAUUCUCCAAUUUUCGUCCCAUACUUUAUACUAUAUCAAGUGUAAACAAAUUUCUGAUUAAAUAGAGUUAUAUUAUACUUUAUUAAAAAUGGCUAUGGCAAUGCAGAGAAAGGCAAACGUACGUUUGCCACCUGAAAUUAACAGAAUUUUGUACGUUAGAAACCUACCGUAUAAAAUAACUGGUGAAGAAAUGUAUGAUAUAUUUGGUAAAUAUGGAGCAAUCAGACAAAUCCGUGUAGGAAACACUCCCGAAACUAGAGGAACCGCUUUUGUAGUUUUUGAAGAUAUAUUCGAUGCAAAAAAUGCUUGUGAUCAUUUAUCCGGUUUCAAUGUAUGUAACAGAUACCUAGUUGUUUUGUAUUAUCAAGCUAACAAGGCAUUUAAAAAGACAGACAUCGAUAAGAAACAAGAAGAAAUUGAUAAAAUGAAAUCAAAGUAUGGAAUUAAUACAUAAAGUUUAAUUUACUCUAUUGAGAAAUAAUGUAUAUACUUUAAGAUUUAAGUUAAUAUGUGUAAAAUAUUUGAACAAUUUGUCAAUUUUAUAAAUAAAUCGAAUUAAAAACAUGGUUUAUAAGGUACAUAAA